Caenorhabditis angaria is the source of this 1547-nucleotide messenger RNA. The record is from the annotation of a GenBank genome assembly. Lineage: Eukaryota; Metazoa; Nematoda; Chromadorea; Rhabditida; Rhabditidae.
AUGAGCCCAUCGCCAGUUUUGCUAACAAUUAAUGAUUAUCGAAAAUAUUCGGAGAGAAAUUUGAUAAAAUUGGCGAGAGAUUAUUAUGAAUCUGGAGCUGAAAGAGAACAAACAUUGAGAAGAAAUGAAAAAGCUUUUGAAAAGUGAGUUUGGAGGAAAUUAAUUGAAAAUACCUCACAAAAUAUAUUUUUUCUUGAAUAUAUCUUCUGAAAUUAUUUUUAAAAAAUUAAAAAAAGUUGGUCGCCAUGUGGGGUCGAACCCUGGUUUCGCAAAAGCUUGGCAAAUGUGCAGACCACUCGGCCACGCAUGCGUUUUUUUUUAUGUCGAAAAUGUUGAAUAUAAAAUGCGCCCUUUCAAAGUUCCGCCAAUAUUUUUCAGUAUUUUGAUUCGUCCAAGAUGUCUUCGAAGUGUUGAAAAUAUUGAUACGAGUAGUGAUUGGUUAAAUGGACAUAAAAUGGAAUUUCCGAUUGGAAUUGCACCAACAGCUUUUCAGAAAAUGGCUACAAAGGAUGGAGAAUUGAGUACUGUAAGAGGUAAAUAUUCCUUUUUUUCUCAAAAAAUCUCAUCAAUUUUUAAAACAGGAUCAGCAGCUGCAAAAUCAAUAAUGAUUUGUAGUUCUUGGUCAACAACAUCAAUCGAAGAUAUUGGAAAAGAAGCAAAGAUCUGUGGAGCAACAAUUUGGUUUCAACUCUAUGUUUAUAAAGAUCGAAAAGUGACGGAAGAAUUGAUUAAAAGAGCUGAAAAAGCUGGAGUUCAAGCAUUAGUUUUAACUGUUGAUACACCAGUUUUGGGGCGAAGAUUAGCUGAUACAAUUAAUGGAUUUAGUUUACCGAAACAUUUGAAAUUCGCCAAUUUUGAGAAUAAUCAACAAUCUGCAAUGCCGAAAGGAGAAGCUGGAAAAAGUGGAUUUAUGCAAUAUGUUAGCUCACAAAUUGAUCCAAGUUUAGAUUGGUCAACAUUGAAAUGGAUUAAAUCGUAAGUUUUCAUUUUUAGUAUUUUUGCUGAUGUAAAUAAUUAUUUUUUUUACAGAAAAACAAAUCUUCCAGUGAUUGUAAAGGGAGUUAUGCGAGGAGAUGAUGCUACAUUAGCAAUUUCUGCUGGAGUUUCUGGUAUAAUUGUUUCAAAUCAUGGUGGAAGACAAAUGGAUUCAGCUAUUGCUACAGUAGGAUCAUCAAUUUUUCCCCAAUAAUUCAAAAUUCCAGAUCGAAGCACUUCCCGAAGUUGUUUCAGCUGUUCAAGGAGCAAUCCCAGUGUUUUUAGAUGGUGGAAUUCGAACUGGUCUCGAUGUUUUCAAAGCAGUUGCUUUGGGUGCGACUGGUUGUUUUGUUGGAAGACCUAUUUUAUGGGGAUUGGCAGCUUCUGUUGGUUAAAUUUUAAAUUUUAUUGAACCUAAUAUUUGAUAAUCAUUUCAGGGAUCAGCUGGAGUUUCUAGUGUUUUGGGUAUUUUACAAUCUGAAUUCCGUCAUUCUUUGCAAUUAUCUGGAAUUCGAUCAAUCUCGGAACUUCAAAAUGAUUCACAUGUCAUUGUUCAUUCUUCCAAAUUGUGA